CUCCUUUUCACUUCUGUUGCUGCUAAAAACACCAAGCACACAAAAUCCAGCUCAGACUGGCCGAGCUGCCCCAGUGUGGACGAUGCUGCGCGUGUCUCUGAGUUUUUUCUCCAUCAUCAUUUUUGCGCUGGGCCCCUGUAGAGCCUCUGAAGUGAUCUAUCAGAUGCCCAGGAUCCGAGUGCAGCAGCUGAUGGAGAAACCGUCUGGAGAACCAGGGCAGAGUCUCCUCAGCAGUCCGUCUGAGUUCAGGAACAGGUGCCAGUUCACUGUAUGGAAGGCGGUUUCCUGUCAGACGCACAACGGGACGGAGACUGUGGUCCAGCGGCGCUUCCAAACCUGCCGAUGGCCCGGGCCGUGCCAAAACCUCAUCAGCUACAGGACGCUGGUCAGACCCUCAUACAGAGUGACCUACAGACUGGUCACUGCACUGGAGUGGCGAUGCUGUCCAGGUUUCCAUGGCGACGACUGUAGAGAAGAGUGCCUAAACUGCACAAAUCAGUCUGAAAUCAGUGAACGGCUGAACAACAUUGAAUUCAAGGUGAAGUCACUCAGAGACACCAAAGCCCCUCCUCUCCCAUCAAUCAGCCAAUCAGCUGAGAGAUCCAUGCAUAAUGAAGUGGACAAGUUCCACCCCUCACCUUUCACACCUGAUUCUAUUGGACAGCCAGUGCUGCGGGGCCCCCCGGGGCCAGCAGGGCCCCCUGGAGCAACUGGACCCCCGGGCCCUGCAGGAGAGCCAGGUCUCAGAGGGAAAUUAGGCCCUGCAGGACCCCAAGGAGAGAGAGGACCACCCGGACCACCGAGUCGCUUCCCCUUCUCUGUUAGAGGAGAUGUGUUCACACUGACCGCCAGACAGAAUGGACAGUAUGAUGAUGGCUCCUUCUCGGAUCGUUUUGGCGGCAGAGUGUUGCUCAGUCCCCCAGGACCAUCUGGACCUCCAGGACCUCCAGGACCUGCAGGACCACCAGGACGCCCUGGUGCUCCAGGACAAAAGGGGGCGUCAGGCUUCUCGGGACAUCCAGGCCUUAAGGGCUCCAAGGGAGACAAUGGAGAACAGGGGCCUCCAGGGGGCGCUGGAAGGCCAGGCAGGCCGGGCACUCCUGGUCUGAAGGGCGACCCGGGUGAGAGUAACACAGAGGUGCAGCAGCUGAAGGUGGCGCUGAAGAUCCUGGCUGAGAGGGUUCUGAUCCUGGAGCACAUGAUCGGAGUUCACGACUCUGAUCUGGAGUCAGGCUCUGGAAUCGACCUGUUCAUGAACAGAGUGCCCACUGCUAAAGCUACAACCUCUGAACAGGACGAGUCCGCUUUAAUCUCCAACAGUGCCCAGUUCAGAGUGAGGAGGGCGCAGUAAACAGCCAUGGCCAGCAGGUGGCACCUCAUCCCCUUAAUCUACACUGAAAAAUGUGGUGCAUUGAAUACAGCAUUGAAUAAAAUCCAAUAAAACGAGUUACAUCAGCUCAGUUAUUGCUAAAAGUAUGUAAACGAAGAGCUGGCUACAAUAAACAAGCGGUCAUAUCUACCAAAGGGGAUGUUACUAAGUACUGAUUAAUAGGGUGUCCAAACUUUUGCCUCGCCACAAAGGCUAUUGUAGUUUUUCUUUUCAUGUUAAUAAAACUGAAAGUAACUAUGCAUCUUAAAAUGUUCCAUUUAAAAUAGUUUAUUACAGUUUGUGUUUCUUUCUUUUCAUUUAAAAAAUCAACAAAUUAUGUCUUUUUUCGAGGAAUGCCCAAAAUUUUGCAUACAGAUUUAAAUGUGCUCAUUUCUCAUAUGAUGAAUUUCCAUAAAUGGCUCAUUUUUUGCAUUUUAUAGAGCAGUUUUAUAUUGUGUUUUACUGAAGUGAGAAUAUUGUGUAGUGCUGAUGUUCCUCACUGAUAUUUCAGCUUUUUCAAAACUAAAACUUUUUUAAAAAGACUAACUAUACAACACUAUACUGGUUGAAGAUCAACAUAAAAGUGUUUAUUUUCUCCUCGAGGGAAUCAGUUUACAGUAGCAUGCUUGUUUCAUAAAUUAAAUGAGUUGGAGUUCUUCAUGAACUGCUGUGUGCAGUUGUCAGCAUUAACCGUGAUGAAGUCAAAUUCAAUGUGAAAGCUUUUUAUUUUCAUUAUUUUUGUUUAUUGCUGUUUCAUUAGAUUGUUAGAUAUAUAUUUUAAACCUGAAUAAGGGCUUUGGGCUUUACCAUGUGUUUAUUAUUUUCAUUAUUUGUGCUUGCAUUGCCUAUUCAUCAUAUUAUUAGCUGUAUUAUUAGGUAAUUCAUUGGCAAUGGCCCUGCAACACCUUAGCAACC
Messenger RNA from Colossoma macropomum (tambaqui), 2284 nucleotides. It is a transcript of the gene col26a1, whose product is annotated as collagen alpha-1(XXVI) chain. Gene Ontology annotation, molecular function: protein binding. Lineage: Eukaryota; Metazoa; Chordata; Actinopteri; Characiformes; Serrasalmidae. The record is from RefSeq and is a predicted model, not a curated record. The coding region runs from base 83 to 1351 and encodes 422 amino acids. The transcript has 14 exons.